Uloborus diversus is the source of this 2293-nucleotide messenger RNA. Its product is annotated as extracellular serine/threonine protein CG31145-like. Gene Ontology annotation, biological process: protein phosphorylation. The transcript has 9 exons. Gene Ontology annotation, molecular function: protein serine/threonine kinase activity. The record is from RefSeq and is a predicted model, not a curated record. The coding region runs from base 129 to 1736 and encodes 535 amino acids. Gene Ontology annotation, cellular component: Golgi apparatus. NCBI's taxonomy places the organism in Eukaryota, Metazoa, Arthropoda, Arachnida, Araneae, Uloboridae.
UUGAUGCAUUUAAUAGGCGAACAUUUGAUAAUAUAUUUUAAACACAGUAUAAAAUAUGUUAUUCAAAUAUUGUUAGCAGUCCUUUUUACGAUUUCAGUUUGUUACGUUACCUGAACUGAACUGAAAACAUGAAAUUGAAAUUUAGAAUAAUUAUUUUGAGUACCCUUUUGGCUUUGUCGAUCCUAAUUAGUGCAUAUUUUAGUUUAUAUUUAUCUACUUCAACAUAUUCCGAGCCAUCAAAUAUAAUGAGAUUCACUAAUGUAAAGACACCAAUUUUGGACCUGGACGCGGUAAAUCACGGAAGAAAAACACACAAGAAAGCAAGGAAGAAACUACGUCAGGAUUACACGGAUAGCAACAGAGCUGUUGAAGUUUCACCAAAUGAAAAUGAAACAGUAGAUGUUGUGUUACGGAAUGAAAAAUUUAGGCAAUCUCCUGUUUCACUGCUUGAAAAAGAAUCACACCAAAGUAAUCCGAAGGACGCCUGCAAUUAUUCUUUACGAUACUCUCAAACAGACAAGCGAGAGAAGUUCCCUGAUUUAGUGCAAUUUCUUCCCAAGAGAACUGCAACACACGAUGGAAAUUUUCCAAGAAAACAAAAAAGAAUAACACUUCAAGACAUUCAUGGAAUUAUUCCCGAAAAGAAUAUGACGCACUUGGAAUUAUUUCAACUGCACAUCAGUUCUGUUGAUUUGUAUGCUGAAGAUGAUGAAAAUAUUGACUCACUUCUCUACGAUAUGGCGAAACUGCCUAUAGUCCACGUGGAACAGAAGGAAGGAGGAACUCAAUUAAAAUUAACGAUCACUUACCAAGAAGGAAGCCAAGCGAUAUUUAAGCCGAUGAGAUUCGAUCGGGAACAGGAAACGCUACCCAACCAUUUUUACUUCUCGGAUUACGAGCGACACAUCAGUGAAAUUGCCACCUUUCAUUUGGACAGGAUUUUAGGAUUCAGAAGAUGUCCUCCUGUCGUAGGACGAUUGCUAAAUAUUACUACUGAGGUAUAUGCAAUAACUGAGGAAGAAUUGAUCAAAACUUUUUUCAUAUCACCAGCCGGAAACAUAUGCUUUCAUGGUUUCUGCACAUACUAUUGCGACACAGGACAUGCCAUUUGUGGAAAUCCCGACACACUGGAGGGAAGUUUCUGUGCAAUGUUACCCCCAAGCUCCAUCGGCAAACGAAGAUCUCACAGACAUCCCUGGAGACGAUCUUACAACAAGCACAGGAAAGCGCAGUGGGAAACCGAUGAUGACUACUGCGAAGAAGUGGUAAAGCCUAGUCCAGGAUUUCGGUUUAAACGCUUAGCAGAUAUUGUUGAUAUGGCAGUUCUUGACUUUUUAACUGGCAAUAUGGACCGCCACCAUUAUGAAACAUUCAGAACGUUUGGAAAUGACAGCUUCAUAGUUCAUCUUGACCAUGGCAGAGGAUUCGGAAAGUCCAAGCACGAUGAGACGUCCAUUUUGGCUCCCCUUUACCAGUGCUGCUUUAUUCGCUUCCAAACAUUCCAAACGUUGCUGGAAUUACACCUCAGCCCGGUAAAGUUGUCGGACAUCAUGAGAUGCUCAUUAUCGAAGGACCCACUUAGGCCAAUUCUACUCGAAAAGCAUCUGCUUGCAUUGGAUCGCAGGCUAGAAACGAUUCUUCGCAUUUUGAAGAACUGUCUUCAGACAAACAACAACAAAGACGUAUUUUUCUAUGACACUCCAACAAAAGAAAACAGCUAUAAAAGAGAUGAUUGAAAUGCGUUAGCGAGGAAAGUGCCAAAUUUACCCUAUUAGUCAUUUUUAACUCAAGAUCUCCUGUAAGAACAAUGAAUCGUGGUGAUCGAUGUUACAGUAAUGCUGAUUUCACACAGACAGCAACAGCAACAACACUUUCAUGGACAUUUUCAGUUUCCGUAAUUCGUUAAUUUAGAUAAGUUAACACGCUUUCAUGUUGGCAAUCGCUUACUGAUUGGCUAUUGUUUGUUUAAUCAUUAAAAGUUACUUUCACCCAGCAGACGCUGCUUACUUAUGGCACUAUGAUGCGUUAUAGAAUAGCAAAACCCUGGAAGACUCAUCACUGAAAGAAAUUUCCGUGUAUUAAACAUGCAUCAACAGCUAGAUUUCUUUUGCUGUUGCUAUCUGUGUGAAAUUAGCAUAACCGUUCACCUUAGACUCUCAUCAAAAAGUGGCUGCCUUGAUUUUUAAAACAAUGAUUGUUACUGCACGCAAUUUGAAUAUCAAAAGUCAUUCAAUGACUCUUACUUGGAAACGUGAAUUUUAAAACUGAUAUACAGCCAUUUAAGGUAAUUUUA